Messenger RNA from Metarhizium album ARSEF 1941, 1101 nucleotides. RefSeq names its product Peptidase M48. Gene Ontology annotation, molecular function: metalloendopeptidase activity. Gene Ontology annotation, biological process: mitochondrial protein processing; protein quality control for misfolded or incompletely synthesized proteins. The transcript is spliced from 3 exons. NCBI's taxonomy places the organism in Eukaryota, Fungi, Ascomycota, Sordariomycetes, Hypocreales, Clavicipitaceae. Gene Ontology annotation, cellular component: mitochondrial inner membrane. The coding region runs from base 1 to 1101 and encodes 366 amino acids. The record is from RefSeq and is a predicted model, not a curated record.
AUGGUUCCUUCACGGCUUGUACGGCCCGGCCGGUGCAUCGCACGCAGCUCCAAAGCCCCAGCUAUCGUCGUCACAGCCCGAGCGAUCCUCCGUCCUCGCCCCUUCUCGCAAUCACGACUCCAAGGCUACCGUGAUGCCCACGAGCGACUGCGAAAUGCCCGUCCGCUCGUCCCCGACAUCGUCGCCCGUCGACUCACCGCCGCCGGCCGGUCACGCAACUCACGAGCUGUCGUGGUGAUUGCCGUUCUGGGCGCGCUUGCCUUUUACUUGUACAACUCCCAGACGGUGCCCGUCACGGGCAGACGGCGGUUCAACUUCCUGUCGGAUAAACUAGUCGAGUUGGCGCAUUCCCGAGCCGCCGACGCCAUCAUACAGGCUGUUGAGCAGCAGGGGGGCCAUUUCUUGUCCGACUGGGAUCCGAGAACAAUGCUGGUCAAGAGGGUCAUGAAAAGGUUGAUUCCCGUGAGUGGCUUGCCCGACUCGAACUGGGACAUUCGCGUCAUCGCAGACAACAACACAGCAAACGCAUUCAUCCUCCCUGGCGGCAAAGUCUUUGUAUACAGCGGCAUCCUUAACGUGUGCCGCAAUGAAGACGCGCUCGCCGCCGUCCUCGGACACGAAAUCGCGCACAACACGGCGUCGCAUUUUGCCGAGCGGCUCUCCGCCGCGUGGGUGGGAAACAUCACGGCCGGCAGCGCCUUCUUCUUGGGCGGCGCGAUAUCCGGCCUGGUGCUGUUUGGCAUAUGGACGCUGGCAGGAGGCUUCUACCUUCAGGAUUUACUAUACUAUCUGCCCAUGGGGCGCAAGCAGGAGAGCGAGGCAGAUAUCAUUGGGCUGAUGAUGAUGGCCGAGGCGUGCUACGAUCCCAGGCAGGCCAUCGGGUUUUGGCAGAGAAUGGAGAUGUUGCAGAAGACGGGUGGCCAGGGAUUGCCCGAGAUGCUGAGUACACAUCCUUCGAACGAGGACCGAAUCAACAAGAUCAGGGAGUGGCUGCCGACUGCCAUGGAGAAGAGGAAGAACAGCGACUGUAGUGGUACGUCGGCGUUUGCGGAUAGAUUUAGGAUUGCGCUGAGGAGGGGGCUCCCGGUCCAUGAGGUGUAG